AUGAUAGAGCAAGCCAUGGGCAGCGUCAGAGUCAACCGGUACAGCAUCGUCUCGACCGAAGAGGAUGGCCACAAGGUCUCUGCGCUGGGCAGCAUGAAUGGGCACAGCCGGAAUGGGAAGGGCCAUGCCCCCCGGCGGAAGCACCGCAACCGUUUCGUGAAGAAGAACGGCCAGUGCAACGUCUACUUUGCCAACCUGAGCAACAAGUCUCAGCGUUACAUGGCUGACAUCUUCACCACCUGCGUGGACACGCGCUGGCGGUACAUGCUCAUGAUCUUCUCCGCUGCCUUCCUGGUCUCCUGGCUCUUCUUUGGCUUCCUCUUCUGGUGCAUCGCUUUCUUCCACGGUGACCUCAAUGCACCGGUGGUGGGAAGCGGUCCUUCCCUCCUCAAACCCUGCAUCAUGCACGUGAACAGCUUCCUAGGGGCUUUUCUUUUCUCGGUGGAGACACAGACAACCAUUGGGUAUGGCUUCCGCUGUGUGACUGAGGAGUGCCCACUGGCUAUCAUGGCAGUUGUGGUCCAGUCCAUCGUGGGCUGUGUUAUUGACUCCUUCAUGAUUGGCACUAUCAUGGCCAAGAUGGCAAGGCCCAAGAAGAGGGCUCAGACUCUCCUCUUCAGUCACCACGCAGUCAUCUCAGUGCGGGAUGGCAAACUGUGCCUCAUGUGGCGGGUGGGCAACCUGAGGAGGAGCCACAUUGUGGAGGCCCAUGUCCGAGCUCAGCUCAUCAAGCCCUACAUGACGGAGGAAGGAGAAUACCUCCCACUGGACCAGAGGGACCUAAAUGUGGGCUAUGACGUGGGUCUCGAUCGUAUAUUUUUGGUCUCCCCCAUUAUUAUUGUUCAUGAGAUCGAUGAGGAGAGCCCACUUUAUGGGAUUGGCAAGGAGGAGCUGGAGACGGAGAACUUUGAGAUUGUUGUUAUCCUGGAGGGAAUGGUGGAAGCCACAGCCAUGACCACACAGGCACGCAGCUCUUACCUUGCUAGUGAAAUCCUCUGGGGCCACCGUUUUGAACCGGUUGUGUUUGAGGAGAAGAACCACUACAAAGUAGAUUAUUCACGCUUUCACAAGACCUAUGAAGUAGCUGGCACACCUUGCUGCUCUGCCCGGGAGCUGCAAGAGAGCAAGAUGACUAUUCUACCUUCUCCCCCACCUCCCAGUGCCUUCUGCUAUGAGAAUGAGCUAGCUCUUGUCAGUCAAGAUGAAGAUGAAGAUGAUGAGGAUGAAGUGGGUGUAGUGUUAGGGGGCAGCACCAAGGAGGAGGGAGGUGUCAUCCAAAUGAUGGAUUUUGGAAGCCAUCUGGACCUAGAGCGACUCCAGGCAACCCUGCCCCUAGAUACAAUCUCAUACCGCAGGGAGUCAGCCAUCUAA
This is a messenger RNA of Indicator indicator, 1371 nucleotides long. It is a transcript of the gene KCNJ4, whose product is annotated as potassium inwardly rectifying channel subfamily J member 4. Bases 1 to 1371 code for a protein of 456 amino acids. Gene Ontology annotation, biological process: regulation of monoatomic ion transmembrane transport; potassium ion import across plasma membrane. The transcript has 2 exons. Gene Ontology annotation, molecular function: inward rectifier potassium channel activity. The record is from RefSeq and is a predicted model, not a curated record. NCBI's taxonomy places the organism in Eukaryota, Metazoa, Chordata, Aves, Piciformes, Indicatoridae. Gene Ontology annotation, cellular component: plasma membrane.